Messenger RNA from Thermochaetoides thermophila DSM 1495, 1854 nucleotides. Its product is annotated as nucleoside diphosphatase-like protein. Lineage: Eukaryota; Fungi; Ascomycota; Sordariomycetes; Sordariales; Chaetomiaceae. Gene Ontology annotation, biological process: nucleoside diphosphate catabolic process. The transcript has a single exon. The record is from RefSeq and is a predicted model, not a curated record. Gene Ontology annotation, cellular component: membrane. Gene Ontology annotation, molecular function: nucleoside diphosphate phosphatase activity. Bases 1 to 1854 code for a protein of 617 amino acids.
AUGGCGACCGCCGGCAUGCGACUCCUUCCCCAAAUUCAACAAGCGGCCCUGACACGUGAAGUGUGCUCCUAUCUCCGCCAAAAUACUCGCUUCUACAUUCCUGACUGCAGUAAACACGUUCAAGUUAUUAAGGGAGAGACGGAGGGCUUGUAUGGUUGGAUCGCCUUGAACUAUCUUUUGGGCGGAUUCGACCACCCGGAGGACCAUCGACAUGGAAAAGGACACCAUACUUAUGGUUUUCUGGACAUGGGUGGAGCGUCUGCACAGAUCGCCUUUGCGCCAAAUGCAACGGAAGCCGAAAAGCAUGCCAACGAUCUUAAGCUCCUCCGAUUACGAACCCUCGAUGGCUCUUCACUGGAAUACAAGGUUUUCACCGCGACGUGGCUCGGUUUUGGAGUUGAUCGUGCUCGGGAGUCUUACAUCAAAACCCUUGAGGAAUACUACGAGCCGUUUGAGGGUGAGCUCCCCGAUCCUUGCCUUCCCAGGGGCUUGAGGAUCACAGUCGAUGGCAAUCCAGCCACACAAUCUCAACCAAGGAAGCCGACCCUGCUGGGCACCGGAGUCUUUGAUGAGUGCUUGAGGCGAACAUAUCCUCUGCUUGGCAAAGACAAGCCAUGCCAAGAUCACCCAUGCUUGCUCAACGGACAACACGUGCCGGCGAUUGAUUUUGAUGUGAACCAUUUUAUUGGAGUCUCCGAGUACUGGCAUACAACCCAUGGUGUGUUUGGAGGCAAGGGAGAUAAGGCAUACGACUUCGCCACAUAUCAGAAAAGAGUUAAGGAUUAUUGUGGACAGGACUGGGAGACCAUCAAGUCCAAGGUCGAUAAUCGGGACGAAUUCGAGAUGAAGAUUGCCCAGGAAGCUUGCUUCAAAGCUUCUUGGCUCAUCAAUGUCCUCUAUGAGGGCAUUGGUAUCCCUCGUGUUGGCAUCGACCAAGUUCACUCGGCAAACGUAUCCAAAGGUGCCGUCGAAAAUGUCAAAGAAAAGGGCUUUGCGGACCCAUUUCAGCCCGUUGACAAAAUUGAUGGCAUUGAGGUCAGCUGGACUCUUGGACCAAUGGUGCUCUACGCAUCGGGUCAAAUACCCCCCAAAACAUAUGAUGACAGGUUCCCUGUUGGAUUCGGCAGCAAUGAGCCAGGUAUUCCGGCAGACUUUCAGUUCGCUGGCUCAACAUGGCAAUCAUCUCAAAGCCAAUACAACAAUGGGACUCUGGUUGACACUGAAAGCGAUGAUUGGGAUCUCGAUGCCGACGAAAUUAUUGACAAAGCCAAGUCGAAUUCUGCAGCUGGUUUCUUUAUGUUCGUCUUUUUCCUUCUCGUCUUCCUGUACUUCUUCCGUCGUCGUGACCGGCGCAUGCGUCUCUACAGUAGAGUCAACUGCUUUAUCCGCCGCACUCGGAGAUCAGGAGGAAGUGGCCUGCGCAGUAAAGGCAGCCAUGGCCAUGGAGGGCUCUCGGGAUUGGCACACAAGGUAUUCGGGAGCGCCACAGCCCAAUCCAUGGGAUCUUACGAGCGUAUUAUGGAAGAGGGAGAGGCAAACCGUUUCGAGCUCGAUGGCAACGGCCCAUUUGAAUCUUCCAUAGAUGGCUAUGCCGAUACCAAUGAUUGUGGUCGCGUGGGAAGGUCUUCAGGCUUGGCCACACCUAAGGACCACUUGGGACGGUUUGAUCACCUUGUAUCAUCUCCAACGGUGUCAGCGCUGGAUCGCAGUGGCCUUGUGGUUCGCACCGACAGCCGCGAACGUCUAACACUGAUGCCCCCCCCUCUUGGGUCUUCUGGUGUAGGCAGAAGAAGUCGCGCUGGCAGCCCAACGAGGCUCAAAAGCCCUUUGUUGUCGCCGCUCCAAGAGGCAUAG